Rhizopus microsporus ATCC 52813 is the source of this 498-nucleotide messenger RNA. RefSeq names its product ribosomal protein S8. Gene Ontology annotation, cellular component: cytosolic small ribosomal subunit; ribosome. Gene Ontology annotation, biological process: translation. The record is from RefSeq and is a predicted model, not a curated record. Gene Ontology annotation, molecular function: structural constituent of ribosome. Bases 106 to 498 code for a protein of 130 amino acids. Lineage: Eukaryota; Fungi; Mucoromycota; Mucoromycetes; Mucorales; Rhizopodaceae. The transcript has 3 exons.
CGCCUGUGACGAUCUUGUGGCUUGGGUGAAGCAAAAACUUUUUAUAAAGGCAGCCUUUUCUGUUUUUAUUCUUCCUCCCUUUUUCUACGUCAAGGUUAAUUUAGUAUGGUCAGAGUUUCCGUCUUGAAUGAUUGUUUAAACAGCAUCAACAAUGCUGAAAGACGCGGCAAGCGUCAAGUCUUGGUUCGUCCUUCUUCUAAAGUCAUUGUCAAAUUCUUGUCUGUUAUGCAAAAGCAUGGCUACAUUGGCGCUUUCGAAAUUGUUGAUGAUCAUCGUAGCGGCAAGAUUGUCAUCGAAUUAAACGGACGCUUGAACAAGUGUGGUGUCAUCUCUCCCCGUUUCAACAUCAGAUUGGUUGAUCUCGAAAAGUGGACAGCCAACUUAUUGCCUGCUCGUCAAUUCGGUUACCUUAUCUUGACUACCUCUGCUGGAAUCAUGGACCACGAAGAAGCUCGUCAGAAGCAUGUUGGUGGCAAGAUUCUCGGUUUCUUUUAUUAA